AAGUGCUCAGCCUGGUGACGUUGGAGUUGAAGCUGGAAGAUGAGUGAACAGAGAUGUGAUUGUUCCGUCUCUCUCUCGACUCCAGCGGACUGUUGGCUCGUUUCAACGUGUUAACAGCAACAAUAAGGACCUUAACUACCGGAAUGUCGUUAAAAACAGAAACAAUAGUCAGUUAUUUUGUUGUAUUUCUUCAAACAGUCGUCGGACGAUGCUAAACUGGCAGCUAACUAACCGACAUUAGAUCGAUAGUGUGUCUGUUCUUUGACAGCUAUCCGCCUUCCAGCUGCUCACUUCAGGUAUUCAUCUUAAAGGUGAACCUCCACGUGAGCAGCAGAAGGUUAUUUAGACCCUUCAGGUGGAGGUGGAGGCGACAGCCACGUCAGCUAACAUCUGAUCUCCUCUGGUCUGGUGUAUUGGAGCUCUGCUGUGCUCUUGGUUUGGUUCUGUGAUAUCCAACAGUCCUGAGUUAAUGGCUCCGAUGGGUAUCCGGCUGUCUCCGCUCGGUGUGGGGGUGUUCUGCCUGCUGGGAGUCGGUGUCAUCUACCACCUGUAUGCCGGGGUCAUCUCCAACCGCCUGGCUGCCUUCAGACAGAAGAGCCAAGUGGAUCUGAGGGACCUGCUGGCUGUCUCAGUGGAGGCUGCAGUGCUCGGUGGCUUAGAGGUGAAGAAGGUGCGUGAUGAGAAUGGCCUGCAGGAGAAGUCAAAGGGCAAGACGAAGGAGGGAGUCAAUGACCCUCUGACUAUGGGUGACCUGCAGUCUCACAGGAAGAUGUUUAACCUUAUAAGCAACACCUUCCCUGACAUCACGGUGAACAGCGAGGAACAUGACAGCGUGGUGGAUAAGGCUUUAGCCUGGAGCCGGGACAUUCCACAAGACAUACUCGACAAGAUAGAGGCGGGCAAGGACGUUCCUGCUGAGAGCAUCACAGUGUGGAUCGAUCCUCUAGACGCUACACAGGAAUAUACAGAGAAUCUGGUGAAGUUUGUGACCACAAUGGUAUGUGUGGCUGUAGAUGGUAAACCAGUCAUUGGGGUCGUACACCAGCCGUUCACUGGGUUCACUGCCUGGGCGUUUGUAGGUCAGGGGUCAAACAUGAGUCCCCGUACGUCCUACAGUAUCAGCCCUCCGAAGGCCAUCGUGUCACGUUCUCACUCUGGAAAAGUUAAAAGUUUUGUUCAGGAGGCUUUUGGAAACAGCACAACAAUUAUAGAAGCAGGUGGCGCAGGAUAUAAGGUCCUGGCACUUUUGGAGAUGCCUCCAAGUGAAACGAGUUCUAUGGACCAGGCAGAUGUUUACAUCCACGUCACCUUCAUUAAGAAAUGGGACAUCUGCGCUGGUGCAGCACUACUGAAUGCACUCGGAGGCCACAUGACGACACUAAAGGGAGAGGACAUCGACUACAGUGGAACACCAGUCAAUAAAGGAGGACUGGUGGCCAGCGUUGGUGUGGACCACAAGGCCUUACUGGAGAAACUACCAAACUUGGACCCUGAAAAGCACUGAGGGACACAAACACAGAGCCAUUGGUAGUCUGGUCAGGUUGUGGUAAAGGCAACAUGUGGCAAGCUCUUUUCUAUAACUGAGAGUGGGCUGUAUCCAGGCCCGCGCCCAUUUUCAUCACCGUGGGGACACCAAACAUCCGCCGAUCAGAUGGAUUGGAGUCCCCGGCACCGGCACGGGCCGCCGAGCAGGACUGUGGAACCAACAUGGCUGACACAAUGGCUCUGAACGCACACUCCUGUACAUGCAUACAUACCUGCAGCUAGGAGAAAAAACGGCACACCUUCCUCUCCACAUGCAAAUACACACAAACACAAGCUCACAGUGAACACUGGAGUCCCUUCACCUUCAGAGGACAACGCUCUAAUGUGAAAUGAGGAGCACAACGCUGACCUUUACAACAGAACCUACGGAGUGACUGGCAUGAUCGUCUUUCAUCAUAUUAAGUCUAUAUUCGUAUUUAAUGAUGCCAUUUUCACGGUAUCAUUAAAGUCAGCUUUGGUCAGUUAGUGAAACAACAAGCUGUCGUUAUCUGAGACUGGAUAUAAAUAUGUAAUACGGGGUUACGGGCCACUGGAUUGCAUUUCAUCAACAAACCCCCUGUACACAACAGUUCACUUCACACGCUGUUAAAGUGGUCCGCUGCUUCAAAGUUGUCAACUGAGACGGAGCAUUUCAGUUUUGGAUUGACAGUGAAUACGAUCAUUGCGGGGUGUCGGCUCCGCUAGAAGACUCUCAUUUACAACUCCACCAGUCGCCCAAAUUUCUAUUUGUUGGCCUUGUCCGCACUGUAGAUGCAGGUGCUCUCAAACUCCGGGUCUCUGGGAGGGAAUUAGUCCAACUCGAAACACAACAGUAAAUGAAUCCCAGAAGGGAUCAGAUUUACUAAGUUACUAAUUAAAUGACUAAAAUGGUCAAAGGGAAUAUAAGGGAAAUUUGAAAGUCUAUUUUCUCAUCUUAUCAUCUUUAUUAUCAGGUAUGGCGUGAUUUUUUUUUUUUGUUUGUGUGCAUAUAUAACCGGAGAGUAACUCUUCUGUUGUACAGUAUAUACUCAAACAUAGCACAA
This is a messenger RNA of Sebastes umbrosus (honeycomb rockfish), 2567 nucleotides long. RefSeq names its product 3'(2'), 5'-bisphosphate nucleotidase 2 (gene bpnt2). Lineage: Eukaryota; Metazoa; Chordata; Actinopteri; Perciformes; Sebastidae. The record is from RefSeq and is a predicted model, not a curated record. Gene Ontology annotation, molecular function: 3'-nucleotidase activity. Gene Ontology annotation, cellular component: endomembrane system. The coding region runs from base 470 to 1504 and encodes 344 amino acids. The transcript has 8 exons. Gene Ontology annotation, biological process: phosphatidylinositol phosphate biosynthetic process.